This is a messenger RNA of Lentinula edodes (shiitake mushroom), 910 nucleotides long. RefSeq lists its product as uncharacterized. The coding region runs from base 121 to 873 and encodes 250 amino acids. Lineage: Eukaryota; Fungi; Basidiomycota; Agaricomycetes; Agaricales; Omphalotaceae. The record is from RefSeq and is a predicted model, not a curated record. The transcript is spliced from 4 exons.
UGCAACUAUAGACGACUGGCUUUCAACGCCAUACGACAACGACUCUAAUUUGAAUAGAUUUCAAGCACAUUUUGCCACGUAUCAUAACAGACUUCCGCUCUGACCAAUCGUACAAAAGAAAUGCACAACUCUAUUGCCCAUCAUAUGCUUCACAAUGCCAUUAUUGGCCCGGCUGAAAUAAAUCAUCCAUACUUCCAGGCUUUUAUAAAGGGAUUCAGACUUUCCUGCAAAAACCACUAUACCUUACCACAGAUUUCCCGCAGCUUUGCAGGAGGUUCCUAUGAAUUUGUUAUGCAUCUAUCAAAGACGAUGAUUAAGGAUUUGAAUUCGCUUCCAAUACGUUAUUUCAAUCAGACUACGGCUUCAACAAAUACGGUUCUUCAAAAUGCAUAUCGGGUAGUCUUUGGGGGAGAGUUUGUGUUUGAUGCAUGGUUUGAAGACUUCUUACUGGGAUUAGGAACGCCUUGCCCAACCUUACUCAACUCCGCCAAGGAUCGUUUCAGCUCGGUUGUAAAGCUAGAGGAUAUCUCAGAAAGCACAUUCCGGCUGCGUUCAUUUGCUUGGGCAAUAUCGGGUGUUCCUCGGCGUAUUCUGGAUUAUCUCAAGCUGGAGGUUUAUCUAGUUGAAGACGACGAUGCUCAAUAUGGGCCUGGAGAGGAGCACUCCGCGUCUUUACGACAAGAGUAUCUGCGGCAUGGAACUUGCUCCUUCCGUACUUGCCUGCGCGAAAUGCGCAUUCCUGCUUCUUAUCUUAUUCGACUUCUGAAUGCCAAUUAUUCUCCACAAUCCGAGCCCGCUACUGCUUAUCAAGCCAUUCAUAACUGGCUGCUCCUGCAGAUUCUUGAAGCAAUUGGGGAUUAUACCAUAAUUUAAUCUAUAUACAACCCCGUUUUGACAAUGCUAUAAUAUG